CACUCUGCAAGGAGUCUUAGAAACUGAAGCUGUAAUCAUGGCUCUACUCUCGAGCAAUGCAGAGAGGACUAACAGGAGUCGGGAAGCUGAAGUUUCUCCAGGUCUUGGAGUUCGCAGCCGAGAGUACGAGGACAGCAAUGUUUGGGAGCAGGCCUCGAAAAGUUUCAGUAAAAUCAUUACAUUCUUGUUCUUGUAGAAGGCUUUGGCCAAGGUAUGCGACCAAUUUGGUCGAAGCAACAUACAAUGCAACUUAGCGCACUACUGGAUAUGAUUCCGAAGCAUUGGUAUUUUCUUAAUACUUGAUGUGAGCUGCAGGUGGAGGUGGAGGUCGAAGUCCACGCUGUAAGCUUCGUCCUUUUAUGGAGUUGUCUGUUAAGCGGAACGUCGAGCAAGUGAGGUUGAGGAUUUCUGUCCAACCAUUCUGAACGUGAAGCUCAAGAUGACGGGGCUAAAUGUUGGAGGAGACAUUUUUUUAUAUCGGAUUGUCAAAAUGCACGAUUACUACCGUCUGCCAGAUAACCUGUAUCUGCACCGGGAUUACUUAUUGCCUGAUCUCGAUUUCUCAAGCUCGUAAUCUAGCUCGAAUAUUUCGGGGUCCAGCAGUAGCUUCCAACUGCGCUUGUCAUGAGAAUCAUGUUCCUGGUUUCUCCUUAGAACUAAUGAAUUCCUCCGGAGAUAAGCAACACGUUGCCGCAAGGCGGAACAGAGUGUUGUCUAUCCUUCCGAUUUCAGUAGCUCACAACUAUGUCAGCUCAUGUUUGAGGCUGGCUAGCUCCAGAGCUCAGCCGCCUGAGCUUCAAUUUGGUUGGUACCUGGUGACGUGAAUGUUCAGUAGACUUUGUGCGUUGGUUGAUAUGUCGUUGCAAUCAUUUACAGCCUGCUCAGACUUUUGUGUACAGGCUACAAGCACCGGAGGAAUCGAGAUAAUUGUGAUGUCGGACACGUAGGUCGGGCAAAUCUGCAACUGGAGAAGAAAUCCAAGGGGUUGAGAAAUUGGGCCAUGUGAUCAUAAAAAAUGGAAAACGGAUGAUUGUGGUUACGAUGUACGAGAUCCAAGGCCGAGAGAAUAUGAGAUGUGAUCAACUGGACUCAUCGAAUGAUCUCACACUGACCAUCUGAUUCACGUUUGUGCCGGCUCAGAAUGCUCAGGAGAAUGCGACCUGAAACGUCAGCCAGGAGAAUGAUUAUACAUCCCAUCUUAGCAUCUUCUGUUACGUGAAUUUUGUUUCAGUUCUCUUUCUGCCAAUUGUCCCAUGACUUCCGGGACCAUUGCUUGAUGAACUAGCACUGAAUUCAGUUGAGAAUGUAUCGUUCUACGUGUGCUUUUGCACACUUCUGAAGUUUGUCGUUUGUCAUUUGUAUUUUGAUACUCGUUUGACAGUCCGAGUUGCUGUCAUGGUGGACAUUCAGUGGAGGUUCAUAUUCUGCCCAUGCCGGCAUACUCAAUUGGCGCCAGAUUUUUCAGGAGUAAAGAAAAAGGUAUUUUAAUUUGGCAAGGGAGUUGAAUUCCCCCACUGACAAUCGCUACGACUUUGAAUCAAAGUUAGCGUAAAUGCUUUCAUCGAGGGGCCGAGCACACUAUCCCCAUUCCAGCCACAUCGAACAUAUUCCCGGAUGGUACGAUUUUUCAUCGAUGGUAUCGUCGAUCAUCCCAACCGAUCGAGGUCGUAGCGGUUGAAAUGAAUAUCAUCGUUCGGAGGAUCCGAACGACAGAUAUUUUGCUUUGAAGGCCGGCAGCCGACGAGUCUCCGACCCUUGCAGCUCAUGUCUGCUUCACGUCGGAGAAGAUACGAUUUCUUCCAUUGUGACCAGAGCCUCUGGAGCUCGACCACUGACGUCACCCGUGACGCCAUGAAUCGCCGUGAGGUACAUGCGGCAGCAGCAAUGGAAGUGCUCGGGCAGGGGCAGGGGCAGGGGCAGGGCCCAAACGCUCAGUUGAAGUCAAUGGAGUCCGAUACUCAAGAGUGCGCAAUCCGAGCUCCAAUUGUUAAUUGGAUUCCCAAACGACAGCGUCAACUGAAACACUGGAUCAGAUUGAUGGGCUCGGAGUUCAGGAGACGGGAGGACGGAAAGACGACCCGGUCCAAAUGCUGGCGAUGGGGCCCGAAGGCAGCAGAAUUCGAGACGUAGCCUGCAAGUCAUGACUGGCUCGAGCAGCAGCACUGAAAGUCUGGCCCCGGUGGGCGGCGGCUUGAUGUCUGGAGACGCAGAAUUGGAAGAUGGCCGAGCGAGAUUACGGCGGUGGAAUUCCAGCGAGGCUUGGCUGUCGGAGGGUGGGCGAGUGCGAAGCGCCAUGGAGCCAUGGAGCCAAGAGACCAAGGCUGAGGCAGGUAGUGGUGCAUUUUGUGGGCCAGGGACGGAGGCAGCGGAGCUGCGGAGAGGCAGAGAGGAGCGCGGCGGUAAUUUCUGCGCCGAGAGAAUUAGAGAGAUGGAUCGAGGCCACCAUGUCAUGCCAACAGUGCAGCAGCCGGGCAUGAACCUUCAUUCCGGCCCAAAUUCGGACUGGCCAUGAGCAAUCUCCGGGCCCGGGCACGACACAUCGAUAGUGACAGGAGCCGAGGGAAUGAAGUCCAGGGGUUUAUGAUCGGACGAAUUUUCUGCUGAGGCUACUCGAGCGCGAGCAAAGAUGCCCGCCCCGCCCCAUCCUCUUCAGACACGACGAUGAUGCUGCCGGUGCCUCGGGGGUGGGUGCGAUGCCAUCUUUAGAAUCUGUGGCUCCUGCAAUUUAAGCAGCUUCCUCUGCACUGCAGCCAUUCAUCCUCCCUCACUGCUCUCUUGCGCAGGCUGGGAAGCUGGCCAGGAAGGGAAGCUGCAAGCGGCCGGGCAACGCAACGCUUCCCUUUCUGCUAGGGUCUCAUGCCCCAUAUGCCCGAGCUCGAGGGUUUCCUAGAAAAGGCCCAUGCGUGCCUCGAGUCUCGAAUCGAAUCCCCAGUGAUCGAACCACUUGAGAGAUACAGGACCUCAUCCAUUCUCUCCGGUCCAGAGGUGGGUGCUCGUCUUGUAUGCGUCAAGCAUAAAUCCAAAUCCCCAGGUGUCUUCGAAGCCGAUCGAGCAAUCAGCUAUUGCGCCCUUGCCGUGCUUGCGAUUGGCGUCGGAGACGAGGAGGAGACACAGCAGUGACUGCUGAAGAAAGUGAGACAGCGUCACUGAUUCUUCAUGGAUAUUUUGCCCGACAGGGUUUAGAACAAAAUUCAUCGACAAGACGAGGUUUAAGAAGUUGGCGGUGGAACUUCAGUGGGGUGGGUCUGACAGUAGUGACAAUUGAGCUCGUCUGAUUCUGGUCCGCUCGAUCAGAAGAAGAAGGGAGGGUGUGGCACAUUCGGGGAAACGAGGAAGAGCGAGCUGAUAGAAUAGAACACAAUUAUUCGAUAAAGCUGUCGAGGGCGAAUUGAAGGGUAAACAAAUGGCUUGGAAUGCAUAUUACCUCGAUCUGACACUUUCGCCCAUCGCGUUUCUCAUGAUGGUCGCCUACAAUGUCCAUCUGUACAUUCGCAUUACGCGCAGCCCGAUGACCACCGUCAUGGGAGUGAACAACCGAGCCAGACGAGCGUGGGUCCGCUCUAUCAUACAAGACAAUGAGAAGAGGAAUAUUCUGGCAGUGCAGACGCUGCGAAACAGUAUCAUGGGCUCGACGCUGCUGGCGACGACGGCCAUCCUGUUGAGCUCGGCAGUGGCAGCGUUUCUGGCCAGCUCGUAUGAUGUGAAGCAGCGAAUCGGCUCGUCGGUGCUGGGGUCGCAGUCGGCGGUGUCGUUGGGGGUCAAGUACAUGGCGCUGCUGUCGGGAUUUCUCAGCGCAUUCCUGUGCUACGUGCAGUCUGUCCGAUACACGAAUCACGUCAAUUUCAACAUCAACCUUCCGGACAAGUCCGUGACGCCUGAGUAUGUGGCCGACGUUCUGGAGAGAGCAGCGAAUUUCCACACCAUCGGCACGAGGGCCUUCUACAUGACCGUCCCUCUGCUUCUGUGGCUCUUCGGGCCGAUUCCUUUUUUCGCCUCCACCAUCGUGCUCAUCCCCACGUGGUACCACCUGGACUCUGCCAUCGAGCCCGACAGCAAGACGGCAGGUUCUGGAGCAGAGCAGGGCAGAGGGGAAUCCUUGAAGAAGACGAACGAUGUUGUUUCUGCUGUCGUUUCCAGCGAGAAGGAUCGUCGUCCUGUUGCCAGGCCCGCCCCCUUCACUCCGCAUGUCCAUGACGAGGAUGUGUGUCCCGUUUGCCACGCGUGUAGGAAAAUCUAAGCACCAGGUUCUGGCUGUCGAAAGCAUUCUCGUCUCCACUGCAUGCACUCUGGGGAGGAAGUUCAGAUUUGAGAUCAUAUAUGUACAUAACGAGAACACGUAGGUUCGAAGAGUGCACUAUCGAAAGAUAGAUAUACGCAUGUAUUAUAUAGCAUAGCAUAGCGAAACUCGAAGAAAGCCUGGAUCGAUUAGAUCCUGCGAUACAUGGACGAGGCCAUAUGACACUACGACUGCUCAUGGCUUCAAAUUCUUGGUGCGCAACGACCUCGUGUAUCAUGGAGGCCAUUACAGCGGGCGAGCACACACACACAAUUCACAAUCAGGGACUGCAAGUUUAGGAACGCAAAUACUUGGAUGAUGAUAGGUCCAUACUUUCUGUCCUGUGUAUUCAUCUGAUAAUAAUUUGUGAAAAGAGUCUAAGUGAAGUCUUUUCAUUUCAUG
Marchantia polymorpha subsp. ruderalis is the source of this 4678-nucleotide messenger RNA. The record is from the annotation of a GenBank genome assembly. Lineage: Eukaryota; Viridiplantae; Streptophyta; Marchantiopsida; Marchantiales; Marchantiaceae.